This is a messenger RNA of Juglans regia (Persian walnut), 1086 nucleotides long. RefSeq lists its product as uncharacterized. NCBI's taxonomy places the organism in Eukaryota, Viridiplantae, Streptophyta, Magnoliopsida, Fagales, Juglandaceae. The transcript is spliced from 2 exons. Bases 1 to 1086 code for a protein of 361 amino acids. The record is from RefSeq and is a predicted model, not a curated record.
AUGGAACCUUUUGCUUCAUCGGAUAAGGUGCAGGAGGUCGCUCAGUUUCUUCAUAUGGAUAAGUUUAUUAUAAAUGAUGGGGAGUCUGGGGAUUUUAAUAUUAUAAAGGAUGACUCGGAGCGUAGAGGUGGUAGACCACGUCCGAGAAUGGCUAUGGAGGAUUUUAAUAAUUGGAUUGAUAAUUGUGGUUUAAUAGACAUGAGGUCGUCGGGAAGAAGAUUUUCUUGGUGUAAUGGCCAAAGAGGGUUAGCUCGUAGUUGGGCAAAAUUGGAUAGAGGUUUAGUUAAUGCCAGUUGCUUGACAAGAUUUCCAAAUAUGAAUAAUUGUUAUUUAUCGAGAUCAACUUCUGAUCAUUCGCCUAUGUUUUUACAAUUUCAGUCUGAUCUUUUUAAGUACGGACAUUCUCCAUUUCGGUUUCAGCAGAUGUGGAUAGAUCAUCCAGAUUUUCAUCAGUUUGUGGGUAGGAUUUGGACAGAGGAGGUGGGUGGUUUUGGUCUUCUGAAGCUGGCUUUUAAGCUUAAAAAAUUAAGAGGUUCUUUACGUGAAUGGAAUAAGGGUAUCUUUGGUAGAACUGAAGCUCAUAUUCAGGGGUUAGAAAAUAAAAUUGAGGAAUUGGAAUCUGAUCUACAACAGAAUUGGAAUUCGGGGAUUGAACAGGAUCUUGUGAGUAAAAAUAUGGAGUUAGCUAGUUGGCGUCGACGGGAAGAAAUUAGAUUGGCUCAAUUGGCUAAAAUUAAAUGGAGGGCGGAAGGGGAUCAAAAUUCAUCUUUCUUUCAUGCGAUUUUGUCUUUUAAACGGAAAAAAAGAGUCUUGGACAUGAGAUUACAAGAUGGAACUUAUUUGGGAUCUCCUGAGGAGAUCUAUUUAAGUGCUGUCAAUUAUUUUUCAAAUUUUUUACAAUGUGAAAGUCAUGAUAGUUUACCGGAUUUAUCUCAUAUUAUUUCGGCUGUUAUUUCUUUGGAGGAUAAUGCGAUUCUUGGGGCUAUUCCUUCGAUUAAUGAAGUGAAAAAUGCUCUGGAUUCCAUUCCUUCUAAUAGUGCGCCAGGGCCGGAUGGUUUUGGUUCGGGUUUUUUUAAGAGUGUCUAG